Molecule: messenger RNA, 1662 nt
Organism: Scomber japonicus (chub mackerel)
Lineage: Eukaryota; Metazoa; Chordata; Actinopteri; Scombriformes; Scombridae
Product: zinc finger protein 557-like
Exons: 7
Coding region: 1-1662 (553 amino acids)
Biological process (GO): regulation of transcription by RNA polymerase II
Molecular function (GO): RNA polymerase II cis-regulatory region sequence-specific DNA binding; DNA-binding transcription factor activity
Source: RefSeq, a predicted model, not a curated record
AUGACUUCAGGUCAGCGUUUGAGAGAGUUAAUCAACGAGCGACUAACUGCUGCUGCUGAAGAAAUAUUCCGACAUUUUCAAACAACUAUCUCAGAGUACGAAGAAGAGAUCAACCGUCAGCGCAGACUGCUGGAUAUCGUUUGGAAACCUGAAAUAAAGUUACACAGAACAGAGCUCCCACAGCAGCAUGUCUGUGAGGAGGAGGAGGUUCUCACUGACCAGCAGCUCUGUGACCAGGAGAGGAACUCAAGUAUGGACCAAGAGGAACCAGAGCCUCCACAGAUUACAGAGGACCAAGAGGAACCAGAGCCUCCACAGAUUAAAGAGGAACCAGAGCCUCCACAGAUUAAAGAGGACCAAGAGGAACCAGAGCCUCCACAGAUUAAAGAGGACCAAGAGGAACCAGAGCCUCCACAGAUUAAAGAGGAACCAGAGUCUCCACUGAUUAAAGAGGACCAAGAGGAACUCUACACCAGUCCGGAGGGAGUUUUUCAAACAACUAUCUCGGAGUACGAAGAAAUCAACGGUCAGCGCAGACUGCUGGAUACCGUUUGGAAACCUGAAAUAAAGCUACACAGAACAGAGCUCCCACAGCAGCAUGUCUGUGAGGAGGAGGAGGUUCUCACUGACCAUCAGCUCUGUGACCAGGAGAGGAACUCAAGUCUGGACCAAGAGGAACCAGAGCCUCCACAGAUUAAAGAGGAACAAAAGGAACCAGAACCUUCAGACAUUAAAGAGGAGCUCUGCACCAAUCUUGAGAUAGAACAGCCGGUACUGAAGGAGGAGACAGAAACUUUGAUGUUGACUCCUACUUGUGAAGAAAGUGAAGAUUGGACUCUGGACUUGAGUCCUGAUAAAACUCAGAUUGACAAGUCUACCACUUUAAAGAUUCACAAUAAUACUUUGACAGAGAAACCGUGUUUUGAAUGUGACACUUGUGGGAAAUCAUUUGUGGCCAAGUCCAGUUUGUGUACACAUCUCAGAGUCCAUACAGGUGAAAAGCCGUAUACAUGUAACACCUGUGGGAAAAGAUUCUCUACGCUGAGCACAUUAAAAGUGCACAUGAGAAUCCAUACAGGUGAGAAGCCGUACCCAUGUGAUACCUGUGGGAAAAGCUUUUCUGAGAGGAGACAAUUAAAACGACACAUGACUCUCCAUACAGGUGAGAAGCCGUAUACAUGUAACACCUGUGGGAAAAGAUUCUCUACGCCGAGCGCAUUAAAAGUGCACAUGAGAAUCCAUUCAGGUGAAAAGCCGUAUACAUGUAACACCUGUGGGAAAAUAUUCUCUAAUAUAACCAACGUAAAAGUGCACAUGAGAACACACACAGGUGAGAAGCCGUACCCAUGUAACACCUGUGAGAAAAGAUUCUCUACGCUGACCGCAUUAAAAGUGCACAUGAGAAUCCAUACAGGUGAGAAGCCGUACCCAUGUGAUACCUGUGGGGAAAGCUUUUCUGAGAGGAGACAAUUAAAUGUGCACAUGAGAACACACACAGGUGAGAAGCCGUACCCAUGUGAUACCUGUGGGAAAAGAUUCUCUAAGAGGGGCAGUUUAAAAAGACACAUUACUCUCCAUACAGGUAUCGGCACCGACCCCCUGAGGUUUCCAAACGAUAUCCAGCAGUCUGCGCUGACGGUUGAUCUCUUCUUCGUACUCUGA